GCUUUCCCUUUCUCAAAAUUUCCUAUGAAAAUCCAAUUUUCUCCCCCCGCAAGUGUUAUUUUAUUGGCAUCGAGCUUCACAUCCAACAGCAUGUAAUCUUUUGUAACUUUCUGCUCAUGGAGGGUCCUUAGCUCUCUCUCUCCCUCUGCCUCUCUCUCUCUCUCUCUCUCUCCAGAUUUAAAAGAAAUUAGAGUUGGAUUUUGAUACCUAAUGACUCCACCUCUGCUUGGAGUUGAUGAGGAGGGUCGAAGCAAUGUUACUUUGUUGGCUUCUUCGACUUCCAUGGACAAUAUGGGCCGGAAUGGGUUAGAACUUAAAGAGCAUAACUAUCUGGGAUUAUCAGAUUGCUCUUCCGUGGACAGCUCUACAAUCUCUACUGCAUCCGGAGACAAUAGUGGAUGUUUAAAUUUUAGGGCAACAGAGUUGAGACUUGGGCUUCCUGGAUACCAAUCCUCUGAAAGAGGUCCAGAAUUCUGCCUGCUAAGCUCAACAAAACUUGAUGAGAAACCUCUUUUUCCUUUGCAACCUACAAAGGAUGACAAUUAUUCAUUAUCCCAGAAAACUGCUGUUUCAGGAAACAAAAGAGGGUUCUCAGAUGCUAUGGAUGGAUUCAUUGAGGGAAAGUUUACUGCUAAUUCUGAGGUUAAUGCUAUGUUAUCAGCUAAAGCUACUCCAAACUUGGGUAUAAAGUCUGGUUCUGGAAAAGAGAACUCUGGGACUCACCCAACCAAAAUGAAAGAGCCCCAACAUACAUCCCAGGAGAUGUCUGGUGCUGCCAAGGAGAAUGGCCAAAAGCACACUGAUGCCCCAAAUAACAAUAGCAGUGCACCUGCUACCAAGGCACAAGUAGUUGGUUGGCCACCAAUAAGAUCAUUUCGGAAAAAUACAUUGGCCACAACAUCCAAGAACACUGAUGAAGUAGAAGGAAAAGUAGGGCCUGGUGCUUUAUUUGUUAAGGUUAGCAUGGAUGGUGCACCUUAUCUCAGGAAGGUGGACUUGAGAACUUACUCUGCAUAUCAGGAGCUCUCUUCUGCUCUUGAGAAGAUGUUUAGCUGUUUUACCAUAGGUCAAUGUGGAUCUCAUGGGGCCUCGGGCAGAGAGAUGCUGAGUGAGAGCAAGCUGAAGGAUUUGCUUCAUGGAUCAGAAUAUGUUCUUACUUAUGAGGACAAGGAUGGUGAUUGGAUGCUUGUGGGCGAUGUCCCCUGGGAGAUGUUUAUUGAUACUUGCAAGAGACUGAGGAUCAUGAAGAGUUCUGAUGCUAUUGGCCUAGCUCCUUGGGCAGUGGAAAAAUGCCUGAACAGGGACUAGCUAGCAUUUACACACAAUUCUGCUGGCAUCAAGCAAUGUGCAAAAGUACAUCAGGGGGACUAUUGUUGAAGGGUUGAGUAGUUGGGUGUUGGGACUGGACAGCAGAUAUCAUGGGUAAAUGCCUCAAAUUAUUGUCCGUGUUUUACUUAAUUUCGUUGUAAUUCCAAGUUCUGUAAUCGUUAAUUAUGUGGGUUGAUCUAUGUAAUUGUAGAAUUUCUAAGACCCAUUACCUGGGAAUACUGCAACUUAAGUGACCCACCAUGUGGUUUGCCUCUUUCUAGACAUAAUUUUAUUCUUAAUAUGCAUUGUUUGCAAAA
This is a messenger RNA of Diospyros lotus (date-plum), 1625 nucleotides long. Its product is annotated as auxin-responsive protein IAA9-like. The transcript is spliced from 7 exons. Gene Ontology annotation, biological process: regulation of DNA-templated transcription. Lineage: Eukaryota; Viridiplantae; Streptophyta; Magnoliopsida; Ericales; Ebenaceae. The coding region runs from base 211 to 1308 and encodes 365 amino acids. The record is from RefSeq and is a predicted model, not a curated record. Gene Ontology annotation, cellular component: nucleus. Gene Ontology annotation, molecular function: protein binding.